AUGUCCCGCUGGGAAAGUUUUCCGAUCAGUGAACAAGAACAAGCUUAUCUAGCUGCUACUACAACUACUACCACGUAAGUUUUUUUUCCUAGAAUUUCAGAAUUUCCGGCUGAAAAUUUGGAAUUUUGAGUGGAUUUAUGAUUUUCAGAGCGGAAUUUUAGCCUAGGAAGACUUUCAGUGCGAAAAUGUCAGCCUUAAUAUUUUUCAGGUUGGGAGAAGCCUAAGAUAAGCCUAAGAUGAGCCUAAACUUUUGGACAAGCCUAAGAUGAGCCUAGAUUUUUGAACAAGCUUAAAACUAAGCCUAAGGCUUUGGACAAGCCUAAGAUGAACCAGUUUACCAAUUUCCAAUCAAAAAAAUUUCAGUAAUAAUUUGCAGCCUGAAAAUUUGAAGCCUAAAAUUAUUGUCUGAAAAUAAUAAACUCGAAAUUUCAGCUUAACAUUUUUUAGCAUGAAAAUUUCAGCCAAAAACUUUGCAACUUCAUUGCUCAUUUUAGAAUUGAGCUAACUCAUUUUCAAAAACAGAAUCGUGUUCAACACCCCAAAAUCUACUAAAAAAAGAUUUUCUAUAAAAAAGUCUGAAAAUAUUUUCAGAUCCGACAACACUGCCGCCGCUACAGUAGUCAACACAUUUCGAAAAAAGUCUUGGCGGAUUCAUCCGCCAAGAAAUUUCAGAAACUGGCCAAACCAUCUGUUUUUAUCGAUAUAAUACAGCUGACACAGCUGUACCGUACUUAUGCGAACUUGGAUGUUGUGGACAUGGAUGUUGUACGAUUUCGGAUAUUGCUGCGUAAGUUCUUACGAUACCUACAGUAGCCCUGAAACAUUUUUCGAUGAAUUUUGAGCUACAGUAUCUGGUCCAGAAGUGUAAAUAUUUAAUGAACUUUCAACUUUUCUAUAAUGUUUAUCUUUGUUUCAAAAAAUCUAGAUUUUUUGCGUUUAGGGGUACUGUAGCUCAAAAUUUAGAGAAUUUUUGAGCCAAUAUUUCAGGGAUACAGUAGUUUUUUGGAAUUUCUGAAAAAUCAAUCUAAAACAUGAAAAUUGUCCGGAAAAACCAUACAAAACCAAAAUUUUUCCAGAAAAUCCACAUCCUUCGGCUGGGCUUUGGCACUUCUUGUGA
This is a messenger RNA of Caenorhabditis angaria, 1117 nucleotides long. Lineage: Eukaryota; Metazoa; Nematoda; Chromadorea; Rhabditida; Rhabditidae. The record is from the annotation of a GenBank genome assembly.